AUGAGGGCACUCUCUGCCAAUCCCGAGGCCGUAAACCCAAUUGUGCCCGCCUCCAGUGACGACAAAUAAGAGGAAACUGUACAAUACCAUAAAAGGAAAAUACUCCCGCAUGCGCAGUGGCCUGAGUUUUGUUUGAAGUGAACUGCUGCCUGGGACUGCCCUACAAGCUGCAAAGUCGCCAAGCAUUUGCUUUUAACAGUAUAUAUUUUCACAUUUCCGCCAUAUUCUUGUCGCGCCUCUAUGCAUCGUAAAGACGAUGUUAGGCCACCACUACCCAAAUGCCGACAAGUCGCAACAACUGGUCAACUAUGUGGAGGAUUAUCUGGAAUGUGUGGAGUCUCUGCCUUUGGACAUACAAAGAAAUGUUUCUCUGCUUCGAGAAAUUGAUGCAAAGUAUCAAGAGGUGCUGAAGGAGGUUGAUGACGUGUUUGAGAAGUACAAAGGUGAGCAGGACGCAGCUCAGAGGAAGCGCCUGCAGAUCCAGCUGCAGAGAGCACUCAUCGUCAGCCAGGAGCUGGGCGACGAGAAGAUCCACGUGGUGACCCAGAUGACGGAGCUGGUGGAGAACCGCUCCCGCCAGAUGGACUCGCACUCCCUCUGCCUCCAGGAGCCCAGCGAGGCAGAGCGGCCCACGAUGGAGCGCCGCACCAGCAUCCAGGACUCCCCGGCACCCGAGCGCACGUCGGCCCGUCGGCCGCGACGCCAGCGCAACAGCGAGAGCCGUGACUCCAGCCACCCGUCAGCCAACGGCUCCCUGGUGGACGACCCGGUGGAGGAGCUGUCCAUCCCUCCGCCCCGGGAGAAGAAGUCCAAGUCUGCGAAGAAGAAAAAGCGCAAGGCCAAACAGGAGCGGGACGCCUCGCCGGUCGACUUCGCCAUCGACCCCAACGAGCCCACCUACUGCCUCUGCGAGCAGGUGUCGUACGGCGAGAUGAUCGGCUGCGACAACGACCAGUGCCCCAUCGAGUGGUUCCACUUCUCCUGCGUGGGGCUGACCUACAAGCCCAAGGGCAAGUGGUACUGCCCCAAAUGCAGAGGGGACCACGAAAAGACCAUGGACAAAAGCCUUGACAAAAACAGAAAAGACCGCAGGUCCAGGUAGUGACCCGUCUUCAGCCGCCCCUCACUCGUCUGGAAGAUGUCUUCAGCCUGAGGGCUGAGACCAUCAGCCGUAGUUGAUAACAGUACUCGUGAUGUUGUAAGAGCACAAUCGAACACCAUUAGUAGCAGCGCUUCUCAUUAAUCAAGGACAAGUUGUGAUUGAACUUGUGCUGUUACAUCACUGAUUGUUCCCUCUGGCUAUAACUGUGCUGUAGUCUUUAGGCAGUCCAGCUGCUGCAGGAACCAUCAGCCUGAAGCUGCCAUCUUCCUCAAGUGUUUCGCUUUAUUUUGUAUUUUGAUUUACUUCAAGAAAAAAAAGAAAGCAUCUUUUGGUUUUCUGUUCCCUUUUCAUUCUGGACAAGGUCCUAUUUAAACACAAGGUGAUCCUGCUAAGGAAAAGAACGUUUCAUCAGUUAUGGCCAAUCAAAACUUCCCCCGACCCGACCCUCCCCCUUAUUUUAACUUUCUUAAUAGCACGUAAUUAAUUUGAAAUCAGUGUCUCUAUACAACAACGGCUCGUAGAGAAUAACCUCCAGAUGUAAUAUGUUUACAAGAGAUUGAUAUUUAAUAGAGGAGAUGAAUGUUGAUGGGACACUGGAAUAGGACGUCAUGUUUGUGGACUCAAUGUUUUCACUAUCACUAUUGUGUAAAUGUCUUUUUAUAUUCAUUAAAACAAAGUAUAGUCAUUGGGU
This is a messenger RNA of Cyclopterus lumpus (lumpfish), 1793 nucleotides long. RefSeq names its product inhibitor of growth family, member 2 (gene ing2). Lineage: Eukaryota; Metazoa; Chordata; Actinopteri; Perciformes; Cyclopteridae. Gene Ontology annotation, cellular component: nucleus. The record is from RefSeq and is a predicted model, not a curated record. The transcript is spliced from 2 exons. Bases 257 to 1102 code for a protein of 281 amino acids. Gene Ontology annotation, biological process: positive regulation of DNA-templated transcription.